UUAUUUAUUUAUUUAUUUUAUUUUUUUUGGUCAAGGACAAGUAUUAUUUUUUUUGGCGAAGAAAAAUCGAAACAGAUGAGUAAAAGUAGGACGCGAGACAGAACCUAAAAUCCUUUGUCGUCGCCGUCGACCGUAAUCAUCUAUUCUGUAAUAAACGAUUGUGAAGAACAGAGCAAAAUCAGAGAGUGAGAAUAUUGCAUGAUGCAUCUAGAAAACACACCUACUUUUCAUGGCUUUCACAUGCCUGCAGAAUGGGAACCUCACUCACAGUGUUGGAUUGGUUGGCCCGAACGUGCCGAUAAUUGGCGUGACGGUGCCGUUCAUGCUCAACUUGUGUUUACCAGGGUGGCGGCUGCAAUCUCCAGAUUUGAGAAAGUAACCGUUUGUGCUAGUUCAGCUCAGUGGGAGAAUGCGCGGAAUCAGCUACCUGAUCAUGUUAGGGUCGUUGAGAUUAGCUCCAACGAUUCUUGGUUUCGUGACAUUGGACCCACUUUUGUAGUGAGGAGAGAAACAUCCAAAUCUGAUGAUGCGGAGCAUAGGAUUGCGGGAAUUGACUGGACUUUCAAUAGUUGGGGAGGUUUAGAAGAUGGAUGUUACUGUGAUUGGAGUCUCGACAGCCUUGUUAAAAAGAAGAUUUUGGAUGUUGAGAGGAUUCCUAGAUUUUCCCAUUCUAUGGUGCUUGAAGGCGGAAGCAUCCAUGUAGAUGGAGAAGGAACAUGUAUUACCACCGAAGAGUGUCUAUUGAACAAGAACAGGAACCCACAUUUGAGUAAGAGCCAAAUAGAGGAUGAACUUAAGGCAUAUCUUGGAGUUAGGAAGGUUAUAUGGUUGCCUCGUGGAUUAUAUGGAGAUGAUGAUACAAAUGGUCAUGUUGAUAACAUGUGCUGUUUUGUGAGGCCUGGUGCGGUUCUUCUGUCUUGGACUGAUGAUAAAACUGAUCCUCAGUAUGAAAGAUCUGAAGAAGCAUAUUCUUUGUUUUCAAGUGUAACUGAUGCUAAUGGUAGAAAAUUUGAAGUGAUUAAACUCCAUGUUCCCGGUCCAUUAUACAUGACUGAGAAAGAGGCUGCUGGGGUUUUUCAGGAUGAUGGAGCCAAGCCAAGACUUCCUGGUACUAGACUUGCUGCUUCCUAUGUAAACUUUUACAUUGCAAAUGGUGCUAUCAUUGCUCCACAAUUUGGAGAUAAAAAGUGGGAUGAUGAAGCUAUCCGAGUUCUGUCUAAGACCUUCCCUCAUCAUGAAGUUGUGGGAAUUGAAGGUUCCAGGGAGAUUGUUUUGUCAGGUGGAAAUAUACAUUGCAUCACUCAGCAACAACCAGCCAUUUAGAAAUAUUCUCUCAACAACUUUGAUAUGUAUUUUACUGGAUCAUUUUAUUAGAAUGAUUGAUUAAUUGCUUGGUUCGCUCUGGUUUUCAAAUGCAACUAGUUGGACCACCCGUGCGAGUCGUGUGUCGAUGCACAUUGUGGUAUUAAAUAUUGUAAUACUUGUGGGAAUUACAACAAAGAUAACAAUUUAGGAAUGCUAACAUGUGUAAAAAAAAUGAAGUGUAGCAUUAAAAUAUAAAAAAUCAGUGAUUUAGUGAUUGGUUUUUUUGACAAUGUGAAGUUAAAUUUAUUCAGAAGUCGAUAACCAAA
Molecule: messenger RNA, 1631 nt
Organism: Medicago truncatula (barrel medic)
Lineage: Eukaryota; Viridiplantae; Streptophyta; Magnoliopsida; Fabales; Fabaceae
Source: RefSeq, a predicted model, not a curated record